CAGAUGUAAAACAACAGGUGUCAAGAAGUAGUUCACCUUGACUAAAGACAAAUUAACAUUUAACAGGAUUUUAAGAGAUGGCAAGCUCUGCUCUGCUCACAGUGUUGUUAGCUGGGGCAUAUCUAUGGAUCUCUGCUAUCCAUGCAGAUUCCAAAGAUUAUGGAAAGCUGGUGUGUACAUGCGAGAAUGAGAAAGGCACAUGUGUGAAUGGAACCUGCAGAGGAGACAUCUGCUUCUACACCUGGCUGCCCGAGUACGAUGAGAGGGGUUGUUUCUCUGCAGAAAACAGACUGGAGAAUUGCAAGACCUCCUUCAAGGGCAUCUAUAUUCACUGCUGCAGAGAGAACUACUGUAACUCCCACACUACACCACCUUCAGAUAUUGGCGGAGUAACAACAACAACUCCUUCAGAGCUCCCCCCUCCAGAGCUUUGGAUCACUGUGUCUUUGCUGCUGUUAAUCAUGACUGUUAGUGUGUGUGGCCUUGUGGUGUUCCUGUGCUUCCGGCGUGCCCACUGCAGACUGAGAAAUGUUGAGGACCAUGACGUCACCAUGCUCAAAGUCCCUAGUGGGGAUGACCCCACAUACGGCGAUAUCUUUGAUGAGUUUUGUACAUCAGGGAGUGGGACGGGGCUGCCCUAUCUGGUCCAAAGGACUAUGGCCAGACAGAUCUCACUCGUCGAGUGUGUUGGUAAAGGCAGGUAUGGAGAGGUGUGGAGAGGAACUUGGAUGGGUGAGAGUGUGGCAGUCAAGAUCUUCUCCUCUAGGGACGAGCAGUCCUGGUUUAGAGAGACAGAGAUCUACAAUACUGUGCAGCUGCGACACGACAACAUACUAGGUUUCAUUGCCUCUGACAUGACAUCCAAGAAUUCCAGCACCCAGCUGUGGCUCAUCACCCACUUUCAUGAGCUGGGUUCACUCUACGACUUCUUGCAGUACAGCAGCUUGGAGCCUGAGAGCUGCCUGAGGAUGUGCUUGUCUGUGGCCUGCGGUCUGGUCCACCUCCACACUGAGAUUGUCAGCUCCCAGGGCAAGCCAGCUAUUGCCCACCGAGACCUGAAAAGCCGAAACAUCCUGGUAAAGCGGAAUGGACAGUGCAGCAUCGCUGACCUAGGUUUGGCUGUGAUACACUCUCAGUCCAAUGACUACCUCGAUGUGGGCAACAACCCUCGUGUGGGGACCAAGCGCUACAUGGCCCCUGAGGUGCUGGAUGAGAGUAUACGUACAGAUGUCUUUGAGUCCUACAAGCAAACUGACAUCUGGGCCCUGGGUCUCGUUUUCUGGGAAAUUUCACGCAGGACCAUUGUCAAUGGGAUUGUUGAAGAGUACCGUCCACCCUUCUUUGACCUGGUGCCCUCAGAUCCCAGCUUUGAGGAGAUGAAGAAGGUGGUAUGUGUGGACCAGCAGAGGCCCAGUUUGCAUAACAGGCUUCAAUCCCAUCCGAUCCUGACAGCCAUUGUGAAGAUCAUGAAGGAGUGUUGGUUCCAGAACGCGCCAGCCCGCCUCACAGCCCUGCGGGUGAAGAAGACGCUCUCCAAACUGGACCAUGACAGCGACUUCAGCAUCGAGAAACUCAAACAGGACAUCUAGACUGGAGCACCAAUGAAACAGGACCAAAAGAUUGAAACAGCUUGAAGGGAUUAUGGAACACAUUCCUACAGUAUUAGGUGCAUAUCAUUAGCAUAUUUUGAACUAAUGACUCACACAGUCACUGCAUUAUAUUAAAACCAUAUGACUUUGAGCAGUAGCGUCUAGACUCUCCUGCACCCAAGGCCAUUUUCUUUGUUUAGCCCAAUUUUCCUCUCCCAUAUUUCGGGUGCCAUAAACCAAGAGGCCCCUAAAAGAACUAAAAACUAAUGAGACCAAAAAUGCCUUUUCAACUGCAAAAAGCUUUCUUUGGUCUCUCUACACACACAGUGUUUUAUUCAUUAUUUUAUUAUUGUGAUUACUGAUCCUCUUGGACAAGAGGAAGUAGAACAUGUCAUACUGGACUUUCUCUGAAAUUAAAUUGCGCUUAUGGGUUUCCCCAUAAUGACCAAAACCACAGUAAAGCAAGCAGGAAGACCCUGGUUUCACUAUAACUACAGGAAACAUGUAAGUAACAACAUGCUCAUACAGUAAUAUUACUUGUUCUCUAAGCAUACUUAACUGUUAUAAAAAUGAGCAUUUAUCAUCUGCAGAUAGACACAAUAAUCUAUUUAGUUGUACAUAUUCUAACUGAGGCCAUUGUCUUAAAUCACCAUUGGGUUUGUUGUAAAUAUUUAAAGGGGGUAUUAUUUUCUAUUAUUCAACAAAGAGACACAUUUUAUAUACUUUUUUACGACACAACUUUUUUUAUACAAAAUAUUUUUCUACAUUUCUGUAGGCCUAAAUUGUACCAUCACCAUCCACAACCACACUUAAAAUAAUUGACACGUUAUAUUGCGUAUGUUGAAUAAAGGAUUGUAUUUUUCAAAUAUGAGAAGACAUAACUCCUUUUAACCAGGGAGAAAACUUGGCUGUCUUUCACUACAGACAGGACCUUACUUUCCCUGACUAGAGGCUGUAAAUUCUGAUUUGUAUGACAUAUGGAUGCAUUCCUCUCAUUGGCCAGUAGAGGUCAUCAGAUUAUAGACAAACAGAGAUUCAUGUUGCUUACAGUAUAGUGCGCUUACCUUGAAAGGUUUACAGCUUUAUCAGUUUGGAUGGAUAACCUUGAGUGUUUUUCUUGUUCUUAAAUCAUCUUGAAAUUAUUUAACAAAAAAAUAAAAAGCAAAAUUUCACCAAACAACUUAAGUAAGAUGUAACCAAUGGGGCUGAUUAUUUUACAUGACCUGCUGUUUAUAUUUCCUCAUAUCUAAUGAAGUCCUAUGUUCAUUUGUAUGAAAUUCACCAUGUUCAUUAAGAUCAGCAUUUUCUCCCAGUCACACUCAGUUUAUAGUGAAGUUAAAAUAUAAAUGCAAGAAUGUAAGACAAACCUGACUAAAUGGGGACUUCAAAUGGAUAAACCUGUUUUUAAAAAAAGCUCAUCUAUUUAUUCUUCUGCUCAGUAGUUACUGGUGUAAUGUUCUAAAUACAUUGAAAGUGCUAAUAAAAUCUCAUAUUUG
This is a messenger RNA of Scomber scombrus (Atlantic mackerel), 3085 nucleotides long. RefSeq names its product activin A receptor like type 1 (gene acvrl1). The record is from RefSeq and is a predicted model, not a curated record. Gene Ontology annotation, biological process: cellular response to growth factor stimulus; dorsal/ventral pattern formation; heart development. Lineage: Eukaryota; Metazoa; Chordata; Actinopteri; Scombriformes; Scombridae. Bases 78 to 1589 code for a protein of 503 amino acids. The transcript is spliced from 10 exons. Gene Ontology annotation, cellular component: BMP receptor complex; plasma membrane. Gene Ontology annotation, molecular function: ATP binding; SMAD binding; transforming growth factor beta receptor activity, type I.